AGCUGCACGGAGGUGUGAGGUGCAGCCAUGGGCAACAAAGUGAGCACUUUCAGUGAGGAACAGCUCGAAGACCUACAGGACAGCACAUUUUUCACUAGAAAAGAGAUCCUGAUGCUGCACAAAAAGUUCCGCGAUCUCGAUCCACAACUAGUCCCGAAAACCAUGCUCAACGACGAGGCCAGAGGUGUGAGAGUCGCCAAGGAAAAGUUCCUCAAAAUGAGCGAGUUCCGAGAGAAUCCUUUCAAGGAGCGACUCUUGCGCGUUUUCUCGGACGACGGUACGGGCGACCUUUGUUUCGAAGACUUCCUCUACAUGAUGUCAGUGCUAAGUGAAGGAGCUCCGCGUGAGCUGAAGGCGAAGUUCGCCUUCGCAAUCUACGACUACGACGACGACGGGAAGUUGGGACCCGAGGACAUCGCGAUGGCUGCAGCUGUUCUCACCCAGAAUCAACUCACAGCUGAGGAGCUUGAAGUUGUCGUGACGAAAGUUCUCGACGAAGGCGAUAUCGACAGUGACGGACACCUCUCACAAGCGGAGUUCGAGCAUGUCAUAUCUCGUGCUCCGGAGUUCAUCAACGCUUUCCAUGUUCGGGCCUGAGUGUGAAAAUCGGCCUUACCGGCGUCCUACACUAGGACGUGUACCUCACCGGAACACGGACGCUGCUCAUUCGGAAUCGAGCAGGAUCUGCAGUCGAGCGGGGAACGCAUCCAUCGAUCCACCAUUCCCUAGACUAGAAUAUGACUCGACGAGUCCCGAUCUUCCGGGGACAGCUCCGGAAAUCAGCCGAGGGCACGGUCUCGGCUCGGUUUACGGGACAUGUGUACGCUGCAUGAUUAUUCGCACGAUGUCGAG
This is a messenger RNA of Galendromus occidentalis (western predatory mite), 852 nucleotides long. Its product is annotated as calcium and integrin-binding family member 2. The coding region runs from base 28 to 597 and encodes 189 amino acids. The transcript has a single exon. Gene Ontology annotation, biological process: calcium ion homeostasis. Gene Ontology annotation, molecular function: calcium ion binding; magnesium ion binding. Lineage: Eukaryota; Metazoa; Arthropoda; Arachnida; Mesostigmata; Phytoseiidae. The record is from RefSeq and is a predicted model, not a curated record.